Messenger RNA from Dendronephthya gigantea, 815 nucleotides. Its product is annotated as excitatory amino acid transporter 1-like. The transcript is spliced from 4 exons. Gene Ontology annotation, biological process: L-glutamate transmembrane transport. Bases 189 to 737 code for a protein of 182 amino acids. Gene Ontology annotation, cellular component: plasma membrane. NCBI's taxonomy places the organism in Eukaryota, Metazoa, Cnidaria, Anthozoa, Malacalcyonacea, Nephtheidae. The record is from RefSeq and is a predicted model, not a curated record. Gene Ontology annotation, molecular function: L-glutamate transmembrane transporter activity; glutamate:sodium symporter activity; neutral L-amino acid transmembrane transporter activity.
UUUUAUCUCUAAUUGCUGGAAGUUUAGCUGAGGUCGAAGAUAUCUUAAAAACAUUCAGAGAUGUAGGCUUGUUCGUCGCGGUAAAUUUUAUUGGUUGUUUUAUCCAAGCCUUUAUCGUUUAUCCAUCGUUGUAUUUUUUCAUUGUGAGAAGGAAUCCUUUUGCCUAUUUGUCUGGUAUAGUUCCUGCUAUGAUCACUGCAUUUGGAACAUCGUCAAGCUCAGCUACCUUACCAGUCACUAUCCGUUGUGUCACUGAGAACAACAAGGUCGAUCGAAGGGUGGCGCAGUUUUGUUUACCAAUUGGUGCAACCUGCAAUAUGGAUGGGAGUGCCUUGUACAUCGGCGUUGUCGUUAUAUUUUUGGCAAACCUCGAGAAUAUGUCCCUUACAUUUGGGGAGAUCAUUUUGACAGCCUUGGUCGCAAUAUUUGUAUCAGCUGGUUCUUCAGGAAUUCCAAGUGCGGGAUUAUCCUACACCAUUUUGUGCCUUGAAGCUGUUGGGGUUCCUACGAGAUUCAUUGGCCUCAUCUUUGCUAUUGAUUGGAUUGUCGAUCGAAUACAAACCGUGAAUAAUGUGAUGGGGGACGCCUACGGGGCAGGGAUGAUCAACCACGUAUCCACUGAUCUGAAUCAACUUCUGGACGAUCAUGAAACUGAGAGAGAUAAAAAUGGAACUGCGAAAGGAAAUCAUUUCCGAGCCGGAGAGAACAGUACAACAUGCAGUACCACACGGUUUUAAGACUAUUUUUACAUCUUUUUCUAUACCAAGCCUUCGUCAUCGUUUGUUAUUUAUGCAUGCACCACUAAUCCUUAUUCC